Messenger RNA from Microdochium trichocladiopsis, 1383 nucleotides. Its product is annotated as chaperonin 10-like protein. NCBI's taxonomy places the organism in Eukaryota, Fungi, Ascomycota, Sordariomycetes, Xylariales, Microdochiaceae. The transcript is spliced from 2 exons. Bases 183 to 1232 code for a protein of 349 amino acids. The record is from RefSeq and is a predicted model, not a curated record. Gene Ontology annotation, molecular function: oxidoreductase activity, acting on NAD(P)H.
CAUGGCUGUUAGCACUAUAACUACGAGUUCCCCGUGGCCCACCAGAUUCUUUAAUCCAGGCGGAAUAAAGGUGCCUUGAAGAUCUCAUGCCUUGGACACAGUGACCCGGUCGAGUAGUCAAGAGAAAACUCAUUCUCUUCGCGUUCGCACACGCAGAACACCGCAGCACAACACACAGAAACAUGGCUACCACAGCGGCAACAAACACUCGCUACCUCGUGCGUUCUCAGGGCUCGCCCUUGACAGCGUCGACAAACCCCGCCCCAACCACCGCAGACCUCAAGCCCACAGAAGUCCUCGUCCGCCUCCGGGCAGUGGCAGUCAACCCUGCCGACUACAAGAUGAUCGACUCCGGGCACCGCGUGCAAUCCUGGCCCCUGGUCGCAGGCCUGGACGGGGCUGGGGAGGUCGCUGCCGUUGGAGAGCAGGUGUCUCGUUUCCGAGUCGGAGACGGUGUAUUGGCGGCUUUUGCGACGGGCGAGCGGAGCGGGUCGUUCCAGGACUUCGCGGUCGUCGAGGAGCGGAUGGUCGCGAAGAAGCCAGAGUUGUGGAGUUUCGAGGAGGCUGCGAGCGUCGUGGUGUGCUACAUCACCGCUCUGGUUGGACUUGUCAAAGGACUCGGCCUUCGUCCGCCUUUCUUACCUUCACAGGACACAACAAGUUCACCAAUCAAGUCAGUCCUCGUGCUAGGUGGGAGUUCCGCGGUAGGUGCUGCAGCAAUCCAGCUGCUUCGCCUGUCCUUGCCACCAGAAGCCACUAUCCUGGCGACAAGUUCACCACGACACCACCGCCAUCUUGAGGAAUACCUGGGCGCGAGCAAGGCUGUGGACCGCAGCUCAAAGUCCCUGGUGCAGGAUGUCCAGCAGCUCACGCCGGACGGGCACGGAGUCGACGCCAUUGUAGACGCCGUCGGUGCUGGAGCAGGCAGCGACGGGAUAUUCGAUGUGCUAAGAACAGACGGGCUACAAAGAUACGCGCAGGUUUGGACAGGUGAUGAGGAGGUUUCUGUCCUUAGUCGGGUCGACUCGGUCUUGUUCCGCAGUCGAGACCUGCCGAGCAUCGAUGGUCAUGAGGAAGUGCUGCGUGCACUGGAGAAGUUGUUGGAGGAGGGCAAGUACAAAUUGCCGUUACCGGUAAAAGUUGUCGAUGGACGCGGCUUGGCUGCAUUUGAAUCUGGACUAGGCCUGGUGCGCAAUGGUGUCAGUGGUGAGAAGGUUGUUGUUCGACUCUAGAACAACGUCUCUGCUUCGCUGCUUCUGGGCAAAAGACCUCCACUUCCAGCGGAGUCGGGCAUUCACUUGGGGCCAAAGGACGCCGUACCGUACAAUCACAGAUGGGAACAGACACGGCAAGAAUGCAUAAGCUACGAAUACAAUGUUCCAC